Condylostylus longicornis is the source of this 1005-nucleotide messenger RNA. RefSeq lists its product as uncharacterized. The record is from RefSeq and is a predicted model, not a curated record. Lineage: Eukaryota; Metazoa; Arthropoda; Insecta; Diptera; Dolichopodidae. The transcript has 3 exons. The coding region runs from base 1 to 1005 and encodes 334 amino acids.
AUGAAAGAUGCUGGAUGUGCAGAUGAGGGCCACACUCGAGCGGGUGUCACCACUGCACGAAAAGCAAUUCGUCUAUCAGGCGGUAAUGUCUACCGAGAUUUCUUUGCAUCGCCUCAUUCAGCAGUUAAAGAGGACGUUGAAGACAAAGCAAUCGUGUUUUUAGAUUUUAAAAGAGCUUUCGAGAUAGUUGAUCGAAAAAUAUUACUGGACAAAUUUCAAAAAUAUGGUAUAGUUGGCAAUGGGUCGAAAUGGUUUGAAAGUUUCUUGAACUGUAGAAAGCAAAAGACAUGUGUAGGUAAAGAAUUGUCAGAGUCAAAUUUUAUUAAUAAUGGAGUCCCUCAAGGUACAAUACUAGUUGUUUUAAGUUUCCUUUUGCAUAUUAAUGACAUCAAAUUAACGAACGACUUAGUUCGUUCCUGUAAAAUAAUUUUGUUUGCUGAUGAUGCUCUAAUUUAUAUUGUUCAACGUGGUGUUGAUGAAUGUUGUGUUAAAAUGAAUGAAGACCUAAAUCAUUUGUUUUCAUGGUUGUGUAUGAACAAACUGAAGCUUAAUCCCGAUAAAACCAAAUAUAUGGUAAUCAAUGAUAGAUCCAAUAGUGCCAUUAAUGUGGAAAUUGGAGGUACAAGCAUAGAAAAAGUUGAUUGUAUGAAGUAUUUGGGAGUACUGAUAGAUAAACAUGCAGAUGAUAUAAGCAAUAAAAUAGCUAAGAAAGUCGGAUAUUUGGGUCGAAUAAGAAACCAAAUCACAUUAAAAUGUGCAAUUACCAUUUAUAACACCACAAUACUACGACAUUUAGAUUAUUGUUCAUCCUUAUUGUUUUUAUGCAAAGAAGGUAAGAAAGAUAAAUUACAAGUGUUACAAAAUAAGGCAAUGGGUAUUAUAUUAAAAUGCAACCGAAGAAGUAAUAUUAGAAUACGUAAGUUUUCAGUGAUAGGAGCUCCUCUUGAAGAUAAAUUCUGUAAAGCAGAGGUUAAUUACAUUCGUUUUAUAAAAUACAGAACUUGA